AUGAACUACGAUGUGUUGGUCGUAGGGGCUGGCCCAGCCGGGCUGUCUGCCGCCAUACGUAUCAAAACGCAAUGUCAGUCCGCCGGAAGGGACCUGGCCGUGUGUGUCAUUGAGAAGGGCGCUGAGGUGGGCGCCCACAUACUGUCGGGGAAUGUUCUAGAGACGCGGGCGCUGGACGAGCUGCUGCCGGGCUGGAAGGAAGACCCGGACUGCCCAAUAAAAGAGCCGGCUCGCAGCCCAAUCACUUUUAACCGGGUUCAGGCCAACCGGGACGCCACGCUGUGGCUGGCCACCCCCUCCCGCGCCCUGCCUCUACCCACGCCCCCCUCCAUGCGCAACCGUGGCAAGGGCAACUACGUGGUUUCCCUGAGUGAGGUGACGCGGUGGAUGGCCAGGAGGGCGGAGGCGCUGGGGGUGGAGAUAUACGCGGGGUUCGCCGGGAAGAAGAUGUUGUACGGAUGGGAUGGUCAGGUGGAGGGCGUGGCGACCAACGACUUCGGCAUUGGACGAGACGGGCGGCCCAAACCCAACUUCUCCCCUGGGGUGGAUUUGAGGGCGCGGGUGACAUUGCUGGCUGAGGGCUGCAGGGGAUCGCUGUCUGAGGUCUGGCAAGUUCCCGAGUCCCAGCACCGGCCUGGAAUGGUGGUGCACACGGUUGGAUAUCCCGCCUCGUACGACACGUACGGCGGUGGUUUCAUCUACCACAUGUCUGAGCGCCGCGUCGCACUGGGUUACGUCAUCGGACUGGACUACAGCAACCCCCACAUUGACACAUUCCAGGAGUUUCAGAAGUGGAAGGCGCACCCAUCUGUACGGCACCACAUCGAGGGCGGCACGUGUCUGCAGUACGGCGCACGGACGCUCAACGAGGGUGGUGUCCAGUCGCUCCCUCGGCUGUUCUUCCCGGGGGGCGCGCUGGUGGGCUGCUCCGCUGGCUUCCUCAACGUGCCCAAGAUCAAGGGCACCCACCUGGCCAUGAUGAGCGGCAUGAUGGCGGGGGAGGCGGCGUUCCGGGAGCUCACGGCGGCGGAGAACGGCACUGCUACUGCUAGUGCUGCUACUGCUGGUGCUGGUGCUACUGCUACUACUGCUGAGGGGGAAACGAGAGAGCAGAAGAGACAGGGCACCGUGGACAUGAGCAAGUAUGAAGAGGCGUUGAAGAGGUCCUGGCUGUGGGACGAGCUGACUGCCGUACGUAACGUACGACCUGGGUUUAGGUGGGGCUUGCUCCCCGGAUUGCUCCAUGCUGCCCUGGAGGAGUACUUGCUGAAGGGCCGGGAGCCGUGGACACUAACACAUGGCCGCCCCGACCGCGAUCGCCUGCGGCCGCUGUCUGAGGCUCCGCCUCCGCCCUCCUACCAGAAACCCGACGGCGUCCUCACCUUCGACCUUCCCACCUCGCUCUACCGCUCCGGAACCAACCACGAUCACGAUCAGCCAAGUCAUUUGGUGGUUUCAAACCCCGGCGAGUUUGAGCGCUCAAAUUUGCCGCACUAUGGCGGCCCCGAAACUAAGUACUGCCCUGCCGGCGUGUACGAGUACCGUACGGAUGAGUACGGCAGGUCCAGACUGCACGUGAACGCUCAGAAUUGCCUGCACUGCAAGGCGUGUGACAUAAAGGAUCCCGGCCGGAAUAUUCGGUGGACGGUGCCGGAGGGCGGGCAGGGCCCCAGCUACACAGCAAUGUAG
Molecule: messenger RNA, 1689 nt
Organism: Volvox carteri f. nagariensis
Lineage: Eukaryota; Viridiplantae; Chlorophyta; Chlorophyceae; Chlamydomonadales; Volvocaceae
Exons: 11
Coding region: 1-1689 (562 amino acids)
Biological process (GO): electron transport chain
Cellular component (GO): mitochondrial inner membrane
Molecular function (GO): iron-sulfur cluster binding; electron-transferring-flavoprotein dehydrogenase activity
Source: RefSeq, a predicted model, not a curated record